GUUUCUAUUGUGAUCCUAAUACAGGACGAUUGACUGUGACUGAUCUAUUCAUAAGACUAAGGAGAAGUGCAUUUGAUUAGUUUCUUUAAGAUAACCCCUAGAUAGACGUUUGAAAGGUAUACUACGGAAUUAGCCAUACGGCACAGUAAUUCGAUGUAAUGGGAGAGCACAAAUGGACAUUCAUAACUAUUGUAAUUAGCAACAUCUAAUUACACCAAAGUCAAGCGGAUCGAGUACAACAUUCUAUUAUUUUGACAGUUUCUAGUUACUGAGGCAGUUAUCCUAGGUGAUUUUUAUUCUGAAUGGAAUGUGAACCAGGGUCAGGGUGUAAGUUCGACUGAUAUUAUAAUUACCGAAUAUUUAUCUGUCAGCACUGUGGGUUACUUCUAAGCACUUCAUAUUUUAGGUCUCGUCAUAAAGUCAUUUCGGAUGUCAUAAUUUUUCUGUUGACGACAUAGAUUCCGUCAUGUACCUCAAAAUGAUAAACCUAGCAUAUUAGAAUAAUACAUCAAUUUCGCUAGUCAGUUUUGGAAAUUUUGAUUUGUUUCUUCGUAGUGUUUGUGCAACCAAGUUUAUACCUUUUAUCCAAUAAUCGUCUUAUAGUAGAUCUAAUUAAUUAUGGUAACAAUAAUAUUAAUGGUAGUAGAAGACAAACAGAAGAAUAUUUAGAUUAUAUUCGAUGUAUGAUUGGAUGGAGAAAUAUCAUUUAUACAUGUUUGACAUCAAAUCAAACAUUAGAUGAAAGUCAUUUAUUAGAUUUAGCUAAAUUUCUACAAAAUAUGGCUAUUUCUACUCAAAGAUUAUUAGAAGCUAAUGUAGACCUGUGUGUAUUUUGUCGUAACAACAAUGAACCUAAAGAGAUAUAUACUAGUCAUAAAGUUAAAGAUCGUUUUGGUCGAGUAACUUGUCCAAUUCUACGUAAAUUCACUUGUCCAUUAUGCGGUGCUACUAAAGAUCGUGCUCAUACAAUAAGAUAUUGUCCAAAAUUAUUAAUAACAAAUCAUAAUCGAAAUGGUAACUGUAGUGGUGGACCAACUUGUCCUAUGAUUGAAGCUGGUUUGUUGGAACCGAUACAAUUCUCUACGCCGAAUUAG
Molecule: messenger RNA, 1094 nt
Organism: Schistosoma rodhaini
Lineage: Eukaryota; Metazoa; Platyhelminthes; Trematoda; Strigeidida; Schistosomatidae
Source: the annotation of a GenBank genome assembly